Huiozyma naganishii CBS 8797 is the source of this 1803-nucleotide messenger RNA. RefSeq names its product Hcm1p (gene HCM1). Gene Ontology annotation, molecular function: RNA polymerase II cis-regulatory region sequence-specific DNA binding; DNA-binding transcription factor activity, RNA polymerase II-specific. The transcript has a single exon. NCBI's taxonomy places the organism in Eukaryota, Fungi, Ascomycota, Saccharomycetes, Saccharomycetales, Saccharomycetaceae. The record is from RefSeq and is a predicted model, not a curated record. Gene Ontology annotation, biological process: regulation of transcription by RNA polymerase II. Bases 1 to 1803 code for a protein of 600 amino acids.
AUGUUGAUAGGUGAUCCUGUCCCUUCCAGUAGUUUCGUUGCUGUUCGUGGCGGCGCCAGCAGCGAUAACUCUGUCACUGCUAAUGCUGGUGCCCCACAGCAUGUGAACGCCAGCUAUCCAAUCGAGGAAAAAAUAAUCACACCGCCGAGUUCUACCGUGAGGAAGCAACAGAAAAAGACGGUGGACACGCUCGAAUUCCAAGACUUGCUACAUCCGUUGUCUCCAGCACAUUCUUCACCCAUAGCUCCAAGCAGGGCUAAGAGACAGCGUUCAGACGGCUGCUCUCGUGCCAACGGGAACCUCUCUCUGUCUGAAAUUUUGUCCACUCUCGCGAACAAGAAACAGGGCGACUUCACAGACAAGAAACCACCGUACUCCUACGCUGUCCUGAUCUGCCUCGCCAUCUUACAGUCUGCAGAGGGGAAACUAACACUUUCGCAAAUCUACAAUUGGAUCACCACACAAUUCCCCUUCUACAAAUUGAAAGAUUCCAGUUGGCAGAAUUCCAUCAGGCAUAACUUGUCACUGAACGAGGCAUUUAUUAAAACUGACAAGUCUUGCGACGGGAAGGGUCAUUUUUGGGAGGUCAAACCUGAAUCUGCCCCGAAAUUCUUCAAGGGAGAGACAGCCGAUUACAACGAGAUUAGACAGAAAUUGGUAAGUUUGGACCUGAACACCCACGAGGACACCGGCACUGUAUCAAACGGGGUUAUUUUAAAUAGUACGCUAAAUGCUAAACCACAGCAGCAAAUGGCAGUUAUCAACAGCUCUCCUAACAAUGAAGCAAUGAUUUCUCACGACGACACUGAUGUUGAAAACUCGCCUGCAGGCAAAGUUCCAAGGAUUGAGAUUUCAAACCCAUUUAACGGUAGGGUGAACGGGCUGUUGCGAAGCUUCCAAAAUAAUGAUAUACUCUCCCUAAACCAACAGGCCAAUCCAUCACGCUUGGACCCACCCUACCUAAUGAAGAGAACGCAUACCGCCAUUGGAUUACAAAAUAUACCGUUCUCGGGCCUGACUACGGAACCGGUCGUGCCAAGCCACGAUUUCACCCCAGGUCUCCAUGAUAUACAUAACGGUAAUGAAUUGAAGUCCCCCCAGAAUUUGAAGAGGUACAUAUGUUCCUUUAAUUCAAGCUUCGAGAUGUCCCCACGAGGGUCAAAACCAGAUUCUGCGUCUUUCAUAGAGACUUUCGAAGACGUUCUUGGUGGCAGUACACCGAGCAAGAGCAAUUCUGCUGGCAGUAAUUCCUCAAAGCUCCACUCUGUCAUGGACACAAAUGAAUUUGAAGCUACACCCGGGGCAGUAUCACGUCCAUCUGGCGCUGGAUCACAUCCACAACCGUCGUUGUUGGCCAUUCCCAAUCCUAACGAAAUUUUACAAACACCAGAAUUAAAGAGGUCCCACAGUAUGGAUAAAACACCAAUAAGGUUUGCCAAUGCCACACCGAGGGACACACACGACUCCUGCUUCAAGAAAUGGCAAACGCCCUCGCACCUCUUCGAAGACAUAUAUUUGUCCCCCAUUUUCAAAGCUAUGGGCAAAUCGGGGAAAGUGACGGCUACCCCAGGUGGUACUAUCACGAAAUCGCUAUCUCCUCGCAAAUUAUCAGCGCCGACACUGACCCACGCAGAAGACCACGGCAUCAAAUCGAAGUUACCGUCAGCUGGGUUGUUUGGUGUAGACGUGUACUCUGUGUGGAAAAGAGCUACUGGGAACGUGAAGGAGACACAAAACAACAAAACGACUGAUAGUCAAGCCAAUAGGGAGACAUCAGGGGAAGGCGGAUCUUUGAAUUGUUAG